Molecule: messenger RNA, 1404 nt
Organism: Trypanosoma rangeli
Lineage: Eukaryota; Euglenozoa; Kinetoplastea; Trypanosomatida; Trypanosomatidae
Product: putative clathrin coat assembly protein
Exons: 1
Coding region: 1-1404 (467 amino acids)
Biological process (GO): intracellular protein transport; endocytosis
Cellular component (GO): clathrin adaptor complex; cytoplasmic vesicle
Source: RefSeq, a predicted model, not a curated record
AUGAUCUCGAGCUUAUUUUUCUUGAAUUACCAUGGCGAAGUCAUCAUUGAGAAGCAGUUUCGCGAGAAGUUGUCGCGCACCAUCCUUGAGGACUUCUGGACGACGUGCAUUCUGCCACUUCGUUCCGUGGAUGAGGCUUCUGCAGUGACACUUUACAGUCGCUUUGCCUUUGUUCAGAUUCACCGCAACGAUGUGGUUCUCUUGGCGAUUGUAACAAAUGAGGGGUUUCCGCUGCUGGUCAUUGAAAUUCUUUCUCUGAUUGCGGGGGUAAUUCAGCAAUACCUUAAGGUUCUUUCUGAAAAUACACUACGCGAAAAUUUCUCUGUGGCGUAUCAGCUCUUGGAGGAGCUUAUUGACAAUGGCUAUCCUUUAACGACAGAGAUGCACGUCUUGGAGGAGUUAGUCAUGCUGCCGACGCUAGAGAACAAGUUUCGGACCGUAUUGGACGCCCCAGCGAAGGUAAAGCGCCGACAUUUGGGGGUGCGUUCUGUCCCUUGGCGGGAUCCUAUGACCAAACAUACUUCCAAUGAAAUUUUCUUCGAUGUUGUGGAAAAGCUGGACUGUAUAGUUGAUUGCGAAGGGAAUCUUGUGCGGGCUGUGGUGCGUGGGGCUGUAAAUAUUAACUGUCGUUUAAGUGGAAUGCCUGACGUUGUUCUCCGGAUGGCAAAUCUGGACCUCAUCGAUGAUAUUGCCUUUCAUCGAUGUGUCCGUCGACAUCGAUAUGAGGCCGAUCGCACCAUUAGUUUUGUUCCUCCUGAUGGAAAAUUUACGCUUCUCGAGUAUCUCUGCAAACCACUUCUUUAUGCGCCUGCUCCCUUUUACGUGACACCACAAAUUACGUUUGACAAAUCAGGUGGUCGGUUCAACUGCGUGGUGGGGAUUCGUGGCGGGGGACUCACAGUGAAAAACAGGGAUUGUGGAAUUCAAAGGGUUGUCGUUCAUCUGCCGCUUCCACCCCAAGCGGAGUCGGUGCAGGUGCAUAGUAGCACUCAGGGGACCACAAGCUUUUCCAGUUCUCGAGGCAUCUUAACAUGGAACGUUGGAACGCUUUUCCGUGGGACUGGUUCGCUAAGCGGCGAAUUUACUUUCGCCAUGGAAAAGCGGACGGAGGAGGUGGCAGCAUGUACAGGUGAUUCCGCCGUGGUUGAGUUCAGUAUCCCAAACCAUCUUUUAAGCUCUAUCCGUGUGGAUACUGUUCAGGUGUUGAACGAGAUAGGAAGGCCGUACAAGGGUCGUCAAGUACGUUACAUUUGCGGGGCGCUUUGUGGUGCGUACGGCGUAGUAUCCAUUGAAUAUCCUUUUGCGGACGCCAGGUAUUUACUUUUGGAGUGCUGCCUAUGUGUGUGUGUGUGUGAGAGAGAGAGAGGGAAGGGGUGCACAUGUGUGCACGUGUGCAUCUGUUAG